Messenger RNA from Mercenaria mercenaria, 2405 nucleotides. RefSeq lists its product as uncharacterized. The record is from RefSeq and is a predicted model, not a curated record. The transcript has a single exon. Gene Ontology annotation, biological process: protein O-linked glycosylation via mannose. The coding region runs from base 9 to 1766 and encodes 585 amino acids. Gene Ontology annotation, cellular component: Golgi apparatus. Lineage: Eukaryota; Metazoa; Mollusca; Bivalvia; Venerida; Veneridae.
AUCCGGAAAUGCAUGUUAACGUGCGAGAGAAAACCCGAGUUCAAGGUGAUGUAAGAGCAGACUCUACAACAGACACAAUCAUCAAUGGAACAGCCACACAUGAUUCUAUUUCUAGAAUUACUGAUAAAAUUGUAUCAAUUGCAAAAUUUAUUCAUAAUGCAAAGAAACAUGUGAGAGGAUCGAAAACAUCUGAUUUCCUCAAGGAAGCAUCCGGAUCAAUGAAUGAUUUACUAAAGAUCCUAAAUAUCGAGCAGGGUAAGAUAUAUAACAGAUCCGUAUACGAACCUAGAAGUGUUUGCUCGGAAGAAUUUAUGGGAACACUUUAUGGGGCACCGUUUUUCUAUAAAGGAUUUGAAACGAAUGUAUGUAACUAUAGUACACCUAUAUGGGAACUUGUAACUUUUGUAAAAUAUUUCAACUUUCAGAAAACUGACAUUCAGAAGAGUAACAAUGAAAUAGAAAUAUUUUUGUCAUCUGUCUAUAAAUUUAAUGUUAAUGUUCAUGUUAUUGUAGGCUUAAAUCUAUCAAUCACCCAUAAUUUUAGAUCAAAGUAUCCGACCUUAAACUUGGUUGAUUCAAAAGGUAAAUCCGAUGGAACUGUUUUAAAUAAUUUGAUUAGUGAAGUCAAAACACCAUAUGUAUUGCUAGCCAGAAAUUCUGAAUUCCUUACACAAGACGUAAGACUAGAAAGACUUGUACGGGAAAUAGAACAGCUGAAUGUGACCGUAGCUGGUGGAGCCUUUCGGAAUGCAGAUGGACACUGGAAGAAAGGAUGUUUUCAAGCAAUGUAUAGAAACUUCACGUUGAAAUAUUUAGAAGGAUAUGACGAAUCCUUUCACGAAUGUUUGUUUUGUGACUAUAUACUAGGACCCUUUGUGACCACCAAACACUAUUUAAAAGAAAAUCAAUUUUACAGUUUAAAUGAAAAUGAAGGAUUAUUUGAAGAAUGGUUUCUAAGAGUAUCACAGGCUAGGCUAGAAUCUGUUGUAUGUCCCGAUUCUAUGUUCCAUGUACAGUUACAAUAUGAAUCAAAUAUUAAAUGGGACAAAUUUAUGAGGAAGUGGAAUAUACAUAAAUGUGUUCCACCAACAGGCUUAUCAAUGGUUGAAAAAUAUGCUAGUUAUAGAUGUGAAUUUAAAGCUUCAAAAGCCAUACCGCCUGGCAAUCUACAAUAUAAUGCUAACGCCGUGAAGAUAGUCAUGAAUAUAUGUGAAGAGGCAGGUAUAAUUUGUGAGCUUCAGGAAGGCACAGCCCUUGGUGCUGUUAAAUUAGAGAAGACUCUGCCUUGGGAAAGGGAUGUAGACUUGACAUUCUUGACGGCAAAUUAUUCAUCAAUUAUGAAACUUAAAAGUACUUUUCAAAAGAAAGGAUUUGGCUUCACUGCUUUAGACGAACGAUGGUGUUGUGUAGAUAAUAUAACUGCUGGAGGACAGUUUCAAAUGCGGUACUUGGGAUGGAAUAUUGAAUUAUACGGUCAGCAUAAGAUGGAUACUGAGAUUCUGAUAAAAGAAGGAAUUAAGCCGACGAAAGUUUUAUUGGAUGGACAAUGGGUUAAUGUACCCAGAAAUCCAGGCUUGUUUGUAAGAAACAGAUAUGGUAGAGAAAUGUAUCAACAUGCAGAACAUUGGAUGGAAACGGGUGACAGUGAUGGAUGGAUUAAUUACAAAACAAAUGUGUUCAAACAAUGUACUAAGCAAGGAGAUCAUGAUUGUUUGGACAGAUAUAAUGCUGAUGGAGAUCUGCCAUUUAUUGAAAUUCUUCCGUAAAAUAAACAUUAACUGUAAACUAAUCAAUUGAAGACUCUAUAUUUCACCCAGACAGCUAACUACAUCGUGAGGAAGGGCAUACGAUACUCGUUUUCGUGUUUUAAUGCUAGGGAGGUACAACAGUAAAUCUACCAAUGUUCAAAUGUGAGGGUCUAUUAUAGUGUUUGCAUUUGUUUUACUCUGACAAUUCUCAGUAAAGUUGAAAACAAGCAGAAAAGUAGUUCGUUAAAUGAGAUUUAUAUGAUCAAAACAUAUUAACUAAAUUAGUUGCCUUAAAGUUCCAUUAGGCUUUUAGUUUUAUGUUAAAAACAAAUAAGCAAUUGUCUAAAUAGUUCUUAUACAUGUUUAGAUUGUUAAAAUAGCACUACUUUCGAUAUUGCACAUGUAGUUGCACCGUAAGAGCUAUAAAGGGAGGUAAUUAAAAAUAAUGAACUGAGUAAUACAAACAAUAGUCAAAACUUUGAUAGUUAUAUGAUGAAACAGUUAUCGAAACUAGAAUUUAAACAUAUUAUCAAUGUAUUUCGUGAUCACAACAUAAUUAUGGCAGCCUCAUCAUAAACAAAGACAUUUUGAGCCUUUAAAAACAUUGGUUGCUGUUGGUUGAUAUAUCAUAUAAAAGAAAGAUGCCAAAAUAUAGUU